AUGAACCACCAUCUGCCCGCCAUGCAGCAUGGGCAGCCCAUGCCUCCCCAGCGCCGCCAGCAGGACUUUCCUUAUAACACUGUGCCGCCGAAUAUGCGCUCUUCGCCAUACAUGGGAUACCACCCGCACAUGAAUGGCCACAUGCCCCAGUCCUACGCGCCGCAACCAUACCCUCAAUGGUAUCCGCCAUAUGGGCAUAUUCAACAGAUGCCGCAACGUCCAUACCAGCCGCAUCCUUAUAGUCCAAUGAUUGUGUCCUCAUACCCUCAUUCGCAACCCGUUAUGGUGCCGACUCACCUUCCCCCUCAUUCGAUGUCGAUGCAACAAAGAAUCCCGACUCCUCUACAACCGACAAUGUCUCCAUCCAUCCAGAUCCCAUCGCUUCAGCCCGAAAUGCACGAACAUCCCGCCGUGCUACCUCAGCCAGUUCCAGUAUACCCUGUCGCUUCGCCAUCGCCGCGAUGGGAGCCGAAGUCAAGCCUUCCGCCUAAGCCUGACUUCACCGCGCCUCUUCCUUGGCUGUCUGUGCCCGAGCAGCCUUUCCCGCCUAGAAUCCCACGCAGACGACGUAAGGGUCGUGCGAUGCAAUAUUCACUUGAACUGCCUGAUAAAGAUGCGCAAAAGGGCAUUGAGACCAACAACCUGGAAGAAACUAAGCUGUCAUCAUCUAUUCAAGUACCCUCCGAACCCCAAACCCCGACUACUACGUUCCAACAAUCGGAUACCGACUCUACGCAGCCCACCACACCUUCCUCCACAGCACGAUCACAGGCUCCUUCCAAGUCUUCAAAGCCUGCUACUGCUCCUGUUGUCCCAGUAGUACCCAAUGUACCGGCCACCCCACGUCGCCAUACCAAAGGCAGCAGCAGCGUCACAUCUGGAACGCCCAAAUCUACUGCAGCGACUACUGUAGAGACUGAAGCUGACACAGCUCCUGUCACUGACACCAAGAAAAGUUCUCCUGUUCCCGCCGCCAACAAGCGUUGGGCCGAUCUAGUCCGCUCCAAGCCAUCUGCAAAGCCAGCGGGUACCUCCGCCCCCGCCCCGGCCACAACGAAUGGAGUGCCCCAGAAGAGCGAAUCGCUUGCAGAUGUCCUGGUCACACUGGGCGAGGAUGUAACUCAGUACAGCGAUAAGAUUGCGUUCCUGGAGCCUCGGGGUCUUGUCAACACUGGAAACAUGUGCUACAUGAACUCCGUGUUGCAAAUUCUUGUCUCGUGUACGCCAUUCUUCCAGUUCCUAGACCAUCUUGGCCGUCGCGCCACGCAUAGCUUCCAUAGCGAUCUUCCUUUGAUCGACGCGAUGAUCAUGUUCAUGAAAGAGUUCCGCGUUAUCGACGCGGCAACUUCAGAAGAGCAGUUGCGCCUCAGAUUGAAGCCUACCGAGCUUGAGCAAUAUGGUGAAGCAUUCAUUCCAGAAUUUGUCUACGAAAUGGUUCGACAGCUACCGAGAUUCAGAGACAUGCGACGCGGGCACCAACAAGAUGCCCAGGAGUUCCUCGGAUUCCUUCUCGAGGAAAUGCAUGAGGAGUGCGCUCGUGCUUCCAAGUACACAUCGAUCAAAACUCAGGAGUCUGAUGAUUCUGGCGCUGAUGAAUGGCUGGAGGUUGGCCACAAGCAGAAGGCAGCCGUGACACAGCUAUCUGGCUCUAUCGCCGCGGAGUCCCCAGUCACUAGGAUCUUCGGGGGCAAGCUUCGAUCAGAGUUCAAGGUUCCCGGAAACAAAACCUCUGUCACUUUGGAACCCUACCAGCCCCUACAACUGGAUAUCGGAGCGCAUGAUGUCCACAACAUUCUGGACGCUCUCAAGGGUCUGACCAAGCCAGAGAGUAUUCAGGGUGAUUUCAACUCAUCGCGUGGUCCCAACGUUACUGCCACGAAACAAAUAUUCAUUGAGACUUUGCCUCCUGUCCUCAUCCUUCAUCUGAAGCGAUUCCAAUAUGACAGUAUCACUGGAGCUACUCAGAAAAUUUGGAAGAAGGUUGGUUAUCCUCUUGACUUGGAGCUGCCACGGGAGGUUUUCCCGGCUCACCAGCGUAACGCCAUGGCGGCUCAGGGUGGUCCCCCCAAGUACCGCCUUAUGGGAGUCAUUUACCACCACGGAAAGAACGCCAGCGGCGGUCACUACACGGUCGAUGUCCGUCGUCAGGAAGGCUUGGAAUGGAUCCGUAUGGACGACACUAUCAUCCGUCGCGUUCGCAGCGAAGACGUGGCUGAAGCUGGUGGCGAGGAAGACCCUAAGGUGCUUGCUGCUGCUCUGGAACAGCACAAGCAGAACAAGACCCCCAACGGCAACAUAUUCGACCACAUUGACCAGGACGACAUGGACUCAGCUGAUAGCGACAAGGGCUGGAGCCAGGUCAAUGGCAAUGGUAUCAAUGGACAUGCAAGCAAGAAAUCUGUCAACGGAGUUACCCCAUCUCCCGGUCAGUCAUCUGGCGUGCGGACUCCAAUUGGCCGCUUUGGCUCCCGCGAUAACAAGGUUGCCUAUUUGCUGUUCUACCAGCGGAUGGAUUGA
Molecule: messenger RNA, 2517 nt
Organism: Penicillium antarcticum
Lineage: Eukaryota; Fungi; Ascomycota; Eurotiomycetes; Eurotiales; Aspergillaceae
Product: mRNA-binding ubiquitin-specific protease UBP3
Exons: 2
Coding region: 1-2517 (838 amino acids)
Biological process (GO): protein deubiquitination
Cellular component (GO): nucleus; cytosol
Molecular function (GO): cysteine-type deubiquitinase activity; cysteine-type endopeptidase activity
Source: RefSeq, a predicted model, not a curated record